AUGUACCAUUCGUUCGGCUUCGAGUCCGUCAAGCGUAAUAACCUGGCGUACCUCGCAGACGACGUGAUCAUCUUCACCGUCGGCAACAUGACCCAGAUCCUCAACCUGGAAACCCAGGAGCAGACCUACCUUCAUGGUAUCGACGGGCGUGGUGUUGGCAUGGUCAUGGUGCACCCCACCAGGGAAUACUUCGCGGUGGGAGAGAAGGGCACAAACCCCAACGUGUACAUGUACGAGUACCCGUCGCUGCGUCUGGUGCGCGUCCUGAGCGGCGGCACCGAGGAGGUUUAUUCGUGCGGCAGGUUUAGCCCGGACGGCUCCAAGCUCGCCACUGUCGGCAACUACCCCGACUUCAUGAUCACCAUCUGGGACUGGGACAAGGAGAGCAUCGUGCUCCGCAGCAAGGCGUUCUCGCAGGAGGUUUACGACGUUUCGUUCUCUCCCACGUUCCCAGGGUACAUCUACACGUCGGGUACCGGUCACAUUCGGUUCUGGAAGAUGGCCAGCACCUUCACAGGUCUCAAGCUUCAGGGAGACAUCGGCAGGUUUGGCAACGUCGACCUCUCCGAUAUCUCUGGCUAUGCAGAGCUCCCCGACGGUAAGGUCAUCUCCGGCACCGAGACGGGCACGCUCCUCAUAUGGGACGGCGGUCUGAUCCGUGCCGUGCUCGUGAGACCGGACGGCGAGGGCGGUGCGUUCAAGCCGUGCCACGAAGGCAUGAUCGAGGUUGUGCGUUUUGACAACGCGACAAAGACAAUCUCCACCACCGGCGCUGACGGGCACAUGAGGUGGUGGGACUACGCCACAGUGCGCGAUGCGGAACCCGAGGAUGACCGCAUCGAGGUUCUCAUCGAGCCGGUCAAAGAAGCUGCCAUUGGGGACGGCGCCGGCGGGCUCUGUAGCGUCAAGAGCAUCAUCACCACGGAGCCCGACCACUGGCUGGUGCAGGACGCAAACGGCGGCAUCGUGCGCGUUGCCAUCGGGGAGGGUGGCGAACUCGGCGAGUCUCGCCAGCUCACCAGCUUCCACGGCGGCUGCAUCAACGGCAUGGACAUCUCCGCCGUGAGCGAUCACGCCGUCACCGCGGGCUCGGACGGCACGGUUCGGCUCUGGGCGUACGCGGAGAGGCGCGAGGUGUACCGCUCAAAAUUUUGCGCGGGGGCGACGUUUGUCCAGAUGGCGCCUGCGUACGUGGACGGAUCCCAACGAACCGUCAUCGCCGGUUUCGACGACGGCGUGGUUCGCAUCCUGCUCAGGUGUUCCGACGGGUUCAAGAUCGUGGACUGCUUCAAGCCCCACAACAAGAGGGUGACGGUGGCGAAGUUUUCCCCCGACGGGAGCGUCCUCGCCACCGGCUCAGCCGACGGGACAGUUUUCUUCCUCGCCGCCAAGUACCCCAAGAGCCCUCCCAAGACUCCCAAGCUUCCGGGCGUGACCCUCGCGCCCAUCGGUUUCGCCAAGGCCCCCGGCGGCGUCUCCGCGCUUCAGUGGCACGAGAACAUGAAGGAACCUAAGCUCCUGGUUGGAUGCGAGACGGGGCACGCGUUUGAGAUGAAGGCGCCCAACUGGAAACCCGGCCAGCCCGACUCUGUGGACUCGACCAUCACCUUCGAGUUCGAGGCCACCGCCACGCACUACACGUUUAACCGACCGCGACCCACCGCCAUGUCCAUCGUUGAGUCAAAGUACCCGCCCGUGGGCGACGAGCGCGACGCCGCGGAUGCGGCGGAGAAGGCUGCAAUCAUCGAGCAGAAGCGGGUGAUGGCGCUCGAGGCUGAGCAGCUCCAGAAGGAACUCGACGAGGCCGAGAGGAUCGCGGUGUACCCUGUGAAGCACAUCGGGUACGUGCCGUUCUCCGGCGGUAACUUCGAGCUGGCGCUCGGCGGCGAGGCUGCUGGUAAGAUCUGGGAGUGCCAGUUUGGCGCCAAGGAUCCGAUGCGGGGGACCAAGACGAGGCAGUCUGCUCUCACGGUCACCCGCGCCAGCGUCAGCGGAAAGCUCAGCGUGCAGGCGUUCGAGGAUGGCACCGUGCGCGUGGCUCCCUCGAGGGGUAAGUCGUACUGGGUUGGGGCCGUCCACGACGGCAUAUACGGCUCGGUCACGGGCGCGGCUGUCACCAGGGACGAUUCGUUCCUCCUCUCCACGUCCAGCGACGGCUCCUUCUUCGUCCAGAAGAUUGGAGCCGGCUUGUUGACCGAGAGGGUCCCCGCGACCGACGCCGAGGAGGUGACCUCGGUCGCCGAGGACCCCACCCCAGCCGUCGAGGACAUAACCGACCCGACCAAGUACUCGUUCGAGGAGGAGAAGAUCAAGCUCGCCGAGGACAUCGCCCGCGCGGCUGCGGAGGAGGCCAAGCUCGGCGUGAGGGGCUACAUCAACAAGCUCCGGGACGAGUUCCAGGCUCUCCUCGCUGAGAACGAGGCGAGGCCGCCGCACGAGCGCCUGCCCCGC
Molecule: messenger RNA, 2451 nt
Organism: Micromonas commoda
Lineage: Eukaryota; Viridiplantae; Chlorophyta; Mamiellophyceae; Mamiellales; Mamiellaceae
Exons: 1
Molecular function (GO): protein binding
Source: RefSeq, a predicted model, not a curated record